Ictidomys tridecemlineatus (thirteen-lined ground squirrel) is the source of this 1373-nucleotide messenger RNA. RefSeq names its product ERCC excision repair 8, CSA ubiquitin ligase complex subunit (gene Ercc8). Gene Ontology annotation, biological process: protein polyubiquitination; transcription-coupled nucleotide-excision repair; proteasome-mediated ubiquitin-dependent protein catabolic process. Gene Ontology annotation, molecular function: protein binding. Gene Ontology annotation, cellular component: nucleotide-excision repair complex; Cul4A-RING E3 ubiquitin ligase complex. The record is from RefSeq and is a predicted model, not a curated record. Lineage: Eukaryota; Metazoa; Chordata; Mammalia; Rodentia; Sciuridae.
AAGCUCUGCUAUUUCAGCUCCUCCUCCGAGCCCUGUCAUGGCGGCGUCCAGUGUGCAAGCUGAGGUGAGGAAACGCGAUGCUGGGCUUUUUGUCCGCGCGACAAGCGGGUUUGGAAGACCCUAUGCGCUUCCAGAGAACGGAGUCCACACGGAGGGUUUUGGGACUGGAGUUAAACAAAGACAGAGAUAUUGAAAGAAUCCAUGGAAGUGGAGUUAACACCCUUGACAUUGAACCUGUUGAAGGGAGAUACAUGUUAUCAGGUGGUUCAGAUGGUGUGAUUGUACUUUAUGACCUUGAGAACUCCAGCAGACAACUUUAUUACACAUGUAAAGCAGUAUGUUCCAUCGGCAGAAAUCAUCCUGAUGUUCACAAGUACAGUGUGGAGACUGUUCAGUGGUAUCCUCAUGACACUGGAAUGUUCACAUCGAGCUCAUUUGAUAAAACUCUGAAAGUAUGGGACACAAAUACAUUACAAACUGCAGAUGUAUUUAAUUUUGAAGAAACAGUUUAUAGUCAUCAUAUGUCUCCAGUUGCGACCAAGCACUGUUUGGUAGCAGUUGGUACUAGAGGACCCAAAGUAAAACUUUGUGACUUAAAGUCUGGAUCCUGUUCUCAUAUUCUACAGGGUCACAGACAGGAAAUCUUGGCAGUUUCCUGGUCACCACGUUAUGAGUAUAUCUUGGCUACUGCAAGUGCUGACAGUAGAGUAAAACUAUGGGAUGUGAGGAGAGCUUCAGGAUGUUUGAUUAAUCUUGAUCAGCAUAAUGGGAAAAAGUCACAAGCUGCUGAAUCAGCAAACACUGCUCAUAACGGGAAAGUUAAUGGCUUAUGUUUUACAAGUGAUGGGCUUCACCUCCUCACUGUUGGUACAGAUAAUCGAAUGAGGCUCUGGAAUAGUUCCAAUGGAGAAAACACACUAGUGAAUUAUGGAAAAGUUUGUAAUGAUAGCAGAAAAGGAUUGAAAUUCACUGUCUCCUGCGGCUGCAGUUCAGAAUUUGUUUUUGUGCCAUAUGGUAGCACCAUUGCUGUUUAUACAGUUUACUCAGGAGAACAGAUAACUAUGCUUAAGGGACAUUAUAAAAAUGUUGACUGCUGUGUAUUUCAAUCUAAUUUCCAGGAACUUUAUAGUGGUAGCAGAGACUGCAAUAUUCUUGCUUGGGUACCAUCCUUAUAUGAACCAGUUCCCGAUGAUGAUGAGACUACAACCAAAUCACAGUUAAAUCCAGCUUUUGAAGAUGCCUGGAGCAGCAGUGAUGAGGAAGGAUGAAUAUCAACCUUUUUGUCUCUACUGAUGAAACUUUUAAAACACCACUGUUUGUGUGAGAUUUUUUAAACUGUUCAGUUACUGACAAUUAAAUUAGCUUCAAAUUUG